This is a messenger RNA of Castor canadensis (American beaver), 1215 nucleotides long. Lineage: Eukaryota; Metazoa; Chordata; Mammalia; Rodentia; Castoridae. The record is from RefSeq and is a predicted model, not a curated record.
AUGGGUCUGCUGGUGCCAGCAGUGUCCACAAGGACCCCAGGACACCAUCCUCCAGGGACACAAGGGGACUUCCAAGAAGCAGGCAAGCCUGGGCCCUCAGUAGCAAAGGCAUAUGGGGACACCAAUGUCAGCAAAUCUCUGCUGAGCUGGAGGGCCUCCGUGGGGGAGUCAGGCACAGCUUCUCUCUGGGAUCAGAUCACGGCAGAGCUGACCCCACCCACAAGAGUGGCUACUGGUAGCCCCAUGUCAUGUGAGAUGCUGGUCACUGGCUUGUUCCCCACAAUGCUGGACUCAUCUGUGGCAGACCAGAUGACCCGACUUACACUGAGGCUCCUGGAACAGAAGCUGGAGCAAGAGCGAGAGAGAAUGGAGGGGGGCUCUGAGGGCCCCCACCUAGUGCCAGGACUUGAGAACAGGCUGGACGCUGCCCUACAGAGUGCUCUGAGGAGAAGGAAGGACCUUCUGCAGAGACUCUGGGAACAGCAGCUACUGGACGAGCACUCCCAGGCCCAUGCCUGGAAGGAGGCACAUAGAGGAGCCCUUACACCAGCCCUGCGCAGACAGGUUACCCCUGUGGAUGUCCACCCCACUGCCUCCCUGCCCACACCAGCCCCACAGCUGCCAAGGGUCAUCCAGCAACCGGUCCCCCAGCCUCCUGCCACCAUCAUUCAGCAGCUACCUCAGCAGCCACUCAUUGCACAGAUUCCUCCUCCUCCGGCCUUUACCCCACACAGGUCCGGAAACAUUAAGGAAGACAUGGUGGAGAUGAUGCUGAUGCAAAACGCACAGAUGCACCAGAUCAUCAUGCAGAACAUGAUGCUCAAAGCGCUGCCUCAUGCGUUGCAGGACCCGCGGUGGGCGAGCCCUACGGUCCAGCGAGCCGACCGCCGAAAGCCGCCUCCGGUGCACCACCACCACCACUACGCGCCGCUGCAGGCCGGACCCGCGCCUGCCCUCCCUGUCGCCUACUCCGCGUGGCCUCCGCUGGUCGCAGCCACCAGUUUCCUGCCCCCCGUGCGCCCCGUGCCGGGCCCGGCCACCGCUCUGCCUCCCUUUGGCGCGGAUCAGAACAUAACCAGCUUCCUGUCUCGGACCCUGGGUCACUGGCUUCGGGCUGCUGAGGAGGAAGCACUGGGUAUGCCCAAUAAAGCUGGAUCUCGUGACCCCAAGAUCCCCAAUCCCCGAGUAAUUCUCUAUGAAGCCCUACUCUCAUAG